GCCUCCCCUUGUGGGUCCUAUGCAGUCUGGGACACUGUGUUCUCUAGGCCUAGAGGUCUGCAAGAACAGUUCCACUUUUUUCCUGUGCAGGAUGAAAUGCAUCAGUGAGCUGCUUCCGUGCAUCCCUGAGAUCUGGGAGUUCCGGCUGCUACUGCAUUUGGUUACCUCGAUGUGGCAGGAGGAGGAAACGAUGCUUACACCAACUUACCUGGCUUCCAGUAUCUUUUGUGUGAGAUACACAACUAUUUUAUUGAUGACGGAGGAGGUUAAAUCGGGCAAGGAACCGCUCAUUGAGUUCUACUCCUCGUACCGGGAACUCUUUGAGUUCUUCUGCAACAAUACAACCAUUCAUGGAGCCAUCCGGCUGGUGUGUUCUCGCAACAACCGCAUGAAAACCGCUUUCUGGCUAGUCUUGUUUCUGGCCUGCUUUGGGCUCAUGUACUGGCAGUUUGGACUUCUCUUUGGGCAGUAUUUCAGUUACCCAGUGAGCAUUAAUGUUAAUGUCAACUCGGGCAGAUUGCUGUUCCCAGCUGUGACUGUGUGCACCCUAAACCCAUACAGAUACCAUCCUAUCCUGGCUGACCUGGAAGAACUGGACAAAGAAACGCAGAGGACCUUAUAUGAUCUGUAUAAGUAUAAUGUUACUGGGGUGCAAGGAAGGGUCCCCCAAAAUAGAAGAAGGCGUGAAGCCAGGGAACCGCUUCCUCACCCUCUUGUGAGGAUACCGGUUGGAGAGGGCCUUCAUAGGGAGGUCCGAAGCGCAGACACUGGCGACAAUGAAGAGAUGCAAGUCAAACGCAAAAACUGGAAUAUAGGCUUCAAACUGUGUAAUGAGACUGGGAACGACUGCAUCUACCAGACCUACAGCUCGGGGGUGGAUGCCAUCCGGGAAUGGUAUCGCUUCCAUUAUAUAAACAUCCUCGCCAGAGUACCCAAGAAUGAUAAUGUCAGUAAAGAGGUGCUGGAGAACUUCGUCUUCGCCUGCAGAUUUAAUGAGGAGUACUGCAUGCAGGAUGGGACCUACGCACAGUUCCACCACGCCAUCUACGGAAACUGCUACACGUUCAACUUUAACCGCUCCGACAGUGACACGUGGAGCUCCUCUAUGCCCGGCAUCAAAAAUGGUCUCACCCUUGUCCUGCGCACAGAGCAACAUGACUACAUCCCAUUACUGUCAACUGUGGCCGGAGCACGUGUGCUAAUCCAUGGCCAUAAGGAGCAAGCUUUCAUGGAUGACAAUGGGUUCAACAUCCAGCCUGGUGUGGAGACUUCCAUUGGCAUGAAAAAAGAAGUGGUGUCUCGUCUGGGCGGGGAUUACAGCGAUUGCUCAGAAGACGGCAGUGACGUCGAUGUGAAGGAUCUGUUUAACAGUGAAUACACCCAGCAGGUCUGUGUACGCUCCUGCUUCCAAGCUAAGAUGGUGGACCGCUGCGGCUGUGCCUACGCCUUCUACCCCCUUCCAGACGGAGUGGAGUAUUGCGAUUACAAAAAGCACAAGAGCUGGGGUUAUUGUUACUAUAAACUCAUUAAAGAAUUCAGUCAGCACGAGCUGGGAUGUUUCGCUAAGUGUCGCAAGCCAUGCCUGUUGACUGAAUAUCAGCUUAACGCAGGGUAUUCUCGUUGGCCAACCAAAGUCAGUGAGAGCUGGGUUUUCCACACAUUGUCACAGUCCAAUUUUACUGACAGGAACGGGAUUGCAAAACUCAACAUUUACUUUGAAGAAAUGAAUUUUAAAACCAUCCAGGAGUCUCCAACAAUUAUUAUGGUGACGCUCUUGUCCUUGUUGGGAAGCCAGUGGAGCCUUUGGUUUGGCUCCUCCGUUCUGUCCGUCGUGGAAAUGGGCGAGUUGGUGUUCGACGUUAUUGCUAUUGCGACGAUAAUCCUCCUCCACCGUUAUCACAGCCAACAGAAUCAAGCCAUGGAAGAGACGGGCAGGACCGAAACCGCCGAUCCAUCCUUUGGGCCUAGAGAAGAGAGGAAUGCUCCGAUUCCACGCAGUGUCCCCUCGGACAGCCAAUUGAGGGUUGUAGCUGAUAUUACUCCCCCACCGGCCUACGAGACCUUGGACCUAAACUCUCUAGGAGGUGGAUCUUCCCGUUCAGCCAGCAUACGUAGUCACACUUCCCAAUACACCAGUUGGGAGAGCUGAAUAAAGAAAGGCAUUUAGAAAAGAAGGGUAUGCAUAUUUGUGUAUUUUAGAUGGCUAACCAAGGUUGAGAGAGGUAUGGGAAAAUAUAGUCACUUCAAAAAGUAAAGCAAAAACAAAACAAAAAAAAAACUACGAUUUGACCUACUUUAUCUCUGUAAGAGAAAACAAGCUACGUGGCCAUUAGGCUGAGAAAAUUAUAUCAAGUUUAACAGUUCAUUUCCUGCCGAUCUAAGCUUUGCUCAUCCAAAAAUUUAUGAACAUCUUUUUUUAACUUUUGUCUCAAAUUAAAAAAAAAUAUUAUUCUGAACUCCAAAGUAAGCACUAUUCCAACGUGUAUGGACAACCAAAAAUGUAUUAUGGAAACCCCUCUGUAUAAAAUGUAUCAAACCCUGUAAACUGUUUCUCGGUUGAAAACAAUGAGGGGAAAUCAGCUAUUGUUAGACCUAUAAAGCGUACAACACUGCCACAUUAUUUUACACAGGACCGCUAGCUUCUUCAACACUUCUGUAGCUGAGCACUGCCUUUUCCUGUGGGCAGUGAAUAAGCACAUUAGACAGGGGAGUACAGAUCUGGUUCCUUCUCCAUGCUACAACAUGCUAUAGUCCGGGUCCAGUCAUUGAGCUGCUGUUCCUUCCUUUAGCUGACCCUGGAACUUUCACAUAAACUGAACUGUUUUGGAAGCGGUUUGGGGGUCUAGGAGGAAAAUGGAUCAGAGAGGGAGCGGGCAGGAAAUCGGGGGAAACAAUAGCAGCUGGCUACUCCAAAAGCCCAAGCUAGUUAAUAAUAUAGAUGUAGGAGGAAACGCUAUACUAAAAAAAAAAAUGUUUUUGUUUUUUUAGAAAAACAUGCUUCCAUUGUAUGUACUAUUCAUUUUUUGGCUUUAGUUCUCCUUACACGAGCAGUAAAAUGUGUCAACUGAUUGUUCUGGGAGCACAAUAUUCAUUUGCUGUAUGUCCAUAAAUAUCGUCUGAAUGGAA
This is a messenger RNA of Pseudophryne corroboree (corroboree frog), 3126 nucleotides long. RefSeq names its product sodium channel epithelial 1 subunit alpha (gene SCNN1A). The transcript is spliced from 14 exons. NCBI's taxonomy places the organism in Eukaryota, Metazoa, Chordata, Amphibia, Anura, Myobatrachidae. The record is from RefSeq and is a predicted model, not a curated record. Gene Ontology annotation, cellular component: plasma membrane. Gene Ontology annotation, molecular function: ligand-gated sodium channel activity. Gene Ontology annotation, biological process: sodium ion transmembrane transport. The coding region runs from base 20 to 2149 and encodes 709 amino acids.